AUGGCAUUUUGCAACGUUUGCCAGAAGUCCUUCAAGACCGACCAAGCUCUCCGCCAACAUAACGAAGACUCGCCUGCUCACCAGCCCGCCCGAUGCGAGCCCUGCAACAAACAAUUCCCGAACCAGGAAGCCCUCGCCCAACACGCCCACAACUCUCCAGCCCACAAAGGCACCCACACCUGCCAGCCUUGCCAACGCACAUUCCCGAAUCCGGUAGCCCUUGCACAACACGUAAAAGACUCCCCCGGCCACGCCUCCUCGCCUCCUCGUCCCUCGAAACCGCCCACCACCACCAUCACCACAUCCACAUCAACGCCGCAGGCCACAACCCCGCCAAACACAGACCAACCCCACCGCCACCGCUGCAACACCUGCACCCGCACCUUCGCCACCCCCUCCGCCCUCCACCAACACGCCCGCGACUCCCACGCCUCCCCCACGCACCCUUGCCCGCACUGUCCCCGCCGCCGAUCCUUCCGCAGCGCCUCCGCCCUCGCCCAGCACAUCCGCGACUCGCCCUCUCACGACAACGACAGCAACAAAAACAAAACCGCCCCCCCUCCCACCACCACCCCCCUCGACGCCUUCUUCCACACCUACCCCACCUUCCCCUACGACCGCGCCCUCCCCGCCUCCGAGUCCUGGCGCCGGCUCUGCGCGCACAUGGGCUGGAAGCGGAACGCGUCGUCAUCCUCUUACUCCUCCUACUACUAUAACGACAACUACGAGCUGUACGUCUCGGCGCUGCGGCGCGAGCUGGAGGUGUGGUUUGGCGGCGAGGACGAUCUGAGGAACUGGCACGCGCUGUGCCGGGCGGUCGGGGUGGGGGGAGGGGGAGGGGCGGCGGUGGCGGCAACGGCGGGGUCGUCGGAGUCGUCGGAGUCGUCGCGGCUGCCCGAUACGGAGAAAGGGUGUGAGCGCGCGUUGAGGGGGACGCACGUCAAUCUCGUUGAUUUGGUGGGGUGGGCGCGGCGGGAGGAGGUCGAGGGGGAGGGGGAGGCGAGCGGUGGGGACACCAUCCAGGUGUUUGGGAGCGUGGGGGCGCUGGCCAAGUACUGCAAGAGGACGGGGAAGUGGUUCCCUCUGGAUGAGGUGGCCGAGGCGGGCGAGAAUGGGGACGGGAAUGUGGUUAUCAGGCAUUUGUUGAGGAAGUUGAAGAUGAAGACGUGGCUCUAA
Diplodia corticola is the source of this 1176-nucleotide messenger RNA. Its product is annotated as zinc finger and btb domain-containing protein 48. Gene Ontology annotation, cellular component: nucleus. Gene Ontology annotation, biological process: regulation of transcription by RNA polymerase II. Bases 1 to 1176 code for a protein of 391 amino acids. Gene Ontology annotation, molecular function: DNA-binding transcription factor activity, RNA polymerase II-specific; RNA polymerase II transcription regulatory region sequence-specific DNA binding. NCBI's taxonomy places the organism in Eukaryota, Fungi, Ascomycota, Dothideomycetes, Botryosphaeriales, Botryosphaeriaceae. The record is from RefSeq and is a predicted model, not a curated record. The transcript has a single exon.